GCACGCGGUAAGGGGGUAUUGCGUAUGGACUAGUAGGGAUCAGUGAGGUACGCUCCAAGGACAUUCGAUAAGUCAAAGUAUAGUCCGAGUGCAGGCGCAAACUUUAGCGAGUGACUGUACACCGCUCGCCACAUUGGCUGCCUUCGAAAGUAAACAACGGCGGAAUGCUGCAGUAACCGGCGUUUUAAUAAAAAAUAAUAGAAAGAACAAGAGAGUGUAAAUAAAAAACUGCAGAGAACUUUUAUACGAAAAAUGACGAGAAAUUCAAACAAAAGCAAAGUCACUGCUGGUGGCAAAUUGUUAGUGGCUAAUGAUGUUCCGAUUGAAAUUCAUCUCGAUGGCUUCCCAGUUUUGGAUUUUCUUCGUACUUCCAAUGUGAUAAAAAGACAUGGGGGGACAGUGGCACUUCCUGGUGAAAGAACUCUUAUUUUGUCAGCACCAGAUCGUCCACGAGGCACACAAUUCCUUCAAUUUGAUGUCAAGUGGCUGUAUGACAGCAUUAAACACAGCAAACGUCAGGACAUUGGGAAAUAUCUACUUCCAGCAGUGCCACUCAACAACAACUCUAAGCAGACCCCCACUUUCGAAAAGCCUUCAGAGGUCCAGAUUCAUGAUUCAUGUGAAUUUGAGGCAGAUCCACGUCAAAACGUCCAUUCACACCGUAUGCCAGCCUUCAUCAACCACACAGAGCAGAUGAAAUGCAAUGAUGAAAUAAACUCAGACGCUAUUCCAGAAGCGAAACAAUCAACAAACGCCCUUGGCCACGCGAGUGACGGCAGUUCAGCAUUUGUGAAUUUCACACGAGACUUUUCGGAGAGCAAUAAACCUUCCGUUUUGUUCCCAGAAGUAAAAAAAUACAAGAGCCUAAUGCCCAAUGCUCAGUCAAUCGACAUCAACAUUAUCCCUGCGCUCAGCAGAAUGGACGUCACAGACGACAACUCAAGGGCUAUCGACAAAUCAAUCAAUCAUAAAAGAAAGGAUAUCAGUUUCUUCGAUGACAUCAAUGAAAGCGAUGCAGUUGUUAACGGCUGUUGGAGAUUCGCCAGUAAGACUAAUGACACUGAGAAAAUACAUGAUACGGAAGUCAAUUACUAUUUUGAAGGGGAGACGGAUUCCCCCACAACUAAAUCCAGUCAUCCUUCGUCUGAUUUCAAUGACAAUGAUUGCCAAAUGGACGUCGGAAUGACAGCACACAAUGAAUGCUCAGAAACAGUACCGUUGAAGCCGACAUUGGAUAAGUCUGUGCAAAUCGAUUCAUUACGUGAUGUGAGAUUCUCUCGCGAAGAUGAUCUGAAAAUCGUAAAAUACCUGAUUGACAAGAAUGCAAUUUCAAGGAUUCAGGGGGCCUCUGUUUGGUUCCAGAUGGAGUAUGACAAAAUUCUACCAAAUCGUGCCGCCGCCACUUUGAGAUAUCGUUUCGAGGAAAAGUUGAUAGACAACAUCAGUCGAUAUACCGAUGAUCCAGUAGCUUUGAAACAAUUCAAUGCUUUCAAGCCAGGUGCACAAGAUGCAAAGGACUGCAGCAACAAUUAAUCACUGAGAUGAACAUGCUGGAGAUGUUAUCGCACGAGAUUAGAAAGCUACGAGUAACAUAGCGUAUAAACCUUUUCGUCACAGCGUGAUGAAAAAUAUUAUUCGUAACUCGUGAAAAAAUGUUUUUUGGCUCGUGGGAUUGUAUC
Molecule: messenger RNA, 1679 nt
Organism: Diachasma alloeum
Lineage: Eukaryota; Metazoa; Arthropoda; Insecta; Hymenoptera; Braconidae
Exons: 5
Coding region: 253-1533 (426 amino acids)
Source: RefSeq, a predicted model, not a curated record